Phytophthora sojae is the source of this 2148-nucleotide messenger RNA. Its product is annotated as phosphatidylinositol 3 and 4-kinase-like protein. The coding region runs from base 1 to 2148 and encodes 715 amino acids. Lineage: Eukaryota; Oomycota; Peronosporomycetes; Peronosporales; Peronosporaceae. Gene Ontology annotation, molecular function: protein binding. The transcript is spliced from 4 exons. The record is from RefSeq and is a predicted model, not a curated record.
AUGCAGAAGGACGAGGCGAAGAUGUCGCGCUCGCUGCCGGGCGGCUGGCUGGAGAGCGGCCACGGGGCCGUGGUGGUGUUCGUCAAGGACUUCCGCGACCCGCUGGAGCGCCGCAAGAAGCUCAUGCUGCGGCCGUGGGCCAGCAUCAAGGACGUCAAGGACCAGCUGCAGGUCGUUUUCAACGUGCCGUCCAACGCGCAGAAGCUCUUCUACCAGGGACGCGAGCUCAAGAACGCGCACAACCUGCAGCAGUGCGGCAUCUACCAGGACAACGCCGUGGUGGACUUUGUGGCGCGGAGGCCGCAGAACCUCGCGAUGACCUACACGCGCGAGUGCGACGACGAGCGCGGGAGCAAUGCGAGCAGCGGCAGGAACAGCGGUGAAGGCAGCGGAGCGAAGAGCGCCGUGUCUGCUCGAGUGAACGGCAAGACGUCCCAGAACCUGCGCCCCGAGCAGAUGCCCGUCGUGAACAUCCACCCUUACGGCGCGCAUCUGCUGCCCGUGGCGCUGAUGAAGAUCACGCAUCAGGCGCUACAAGGUCUCGCACUCGGACUUGCACCGGUGCUGGCUAUGGAUGGUACCGGCGGUACGUAUUUUUUCAAGGACCCGUCCCACCGAAACGUGGGGUGCUUCAAGCCUCAGGACGAGGAGCCGUUCGGGCCUAACAAUCCGCGCGGACUUGUGGGUCAAUUGGGCCAGAGUGGGCUUCGAAGAGGAAUUCUGUCGGGAGAAGCAUGUGAACGCGAGCUGGCCGCGUACCUGCUGGACAAGGACCACUUUGCGGGAGUUCCAGCUACGUCUCUCGUGGAGUCGCGACAUCCUGUGUUUAACUAUGCUGGUAGUGCGGGCGCGUUGCAUUUCAAGGUUGGAUCACUGCAGGAGUUUGUCCGACACGAUGACGUGGUGAGCGACUUGGCUCCUAACCAGUUCUCGACCCACCAAGUGCACAAGAUUGUGCUUCUGGACAUGCGGCUCUUGAACACAGACCGCAACGACGCCAAUAUUCUCGUACGCAAACGGCGGUCGCCGACUACAGGGCACGCAGAGUACGAGUUAAUACCGAUUGACCAUGGUUACUGCUUACCGCAGUUCCUGGAGAUUGCUUGGUGCGACUGGUGCUGGUACAAUUGGCCGCAGCUUCAGAAGCCACUGAGCGCAGAGGACCGGGCUUAUGUGCUGUCACUAUCUGCCCAGGAAGACGCGGAUCGGUUGGCGAGAAGAAUUCCUUUGCGACGCGCAUGUCGGCGAAACAUGAUUAUCGCGAGCAUGGUGCUGCAGAAGGGUGUACGCGCCGACCUGGUACUCUACGAGAUUGCUCGGAUCAUGUGUCGUGAAGAUCUGGACACGCCCUCCAUCUUAGAGCAGCUGUGCAUCGAGGCUUUCCAUCAGCUGCAGGUUGUGAAGCAGCGCAAGCAAAAUGACGCUCUCUUCCAGCACGCCCAUUUGCAGCCAACGAUCACACCAGUCAUCAAGGCGAACGAGUCCAUUGCAGCAGAAGAAGGACAAGGCACUGCACCGAUCGCAAUACCAUCGUCUCCUCGAGCGGCAUUCCGAAAUUUGCGCGUGUCAAUCGGCCCUCCUUCACUUCAGGAAUCUUCUGCAUUCGGGCGCUCUCCUGUUGGAAGUGGUGCACGAUCUCCGCCUGGAUUCUGGGCAAGUUACGCUCCGUUCAGCUCAGAUGAAGAAGAUGAAGAUUGUCCGAAGUUCCCCACUUCGAAUGGCAUGGGGAGACAUUCAGAGCUAAAUGGGGGCGACAAGCCGCGCUUCUCACUGAAUUGGGACGAUAUGGCAUCAAGCGCUCUAUCGGAUUCUGUCCAACACGUAGAGAAUGGAUACACCGGGUCGAUCGCUACUCCCGUGAGUGCGCCCUCCAAUGGCCACAAGGCUUCGAUGGAGCACAACGGUGCUCGAUCUCCUACAUCCUCCUUCAUCGGAGCCGAAGACGGCAAGGACGAGUUUGAAGUCCUGAAUGAUGCACUGGAUGAUGACGUGCAAGACGAGAAUCUCUUCCUGAGCAUCUUGGGCCGCUUGCUUGACGAGAAGGUUGAGGCGGCGAAGAGACGGCAAUUAGAGGAGCAGAAGCGGAGGCAGCAUGCCGAAUGCCACAGCCGCGACAGAUUAGCAGACAAAAUCCCCGUCCGGGACUAA